This is a messenger RNA of Carassius carassius (crucian carp), 4998 nucleotides long. Its product is annotated as trafficking kinesin-binding protein 1-like. The record is from RefSeq and is a predicted model, not a curated record. Gene Ontology annotation, molecular function: GABA receptor binding. The coding region runs from base 1269 to 3971 and encodes 900 amino acids. Gene Ontology annotation, biological process: endosome to lysosome transport; neurogenesis; anterograde axonal transport of mitochondrion. Gene Ontology annotation, cellular component: dendrite. NCBI's taxonomy places the organism in Eukaryota, Metazoa, Chordata, Actinopteri, Cypriniformes, Cyprinidae. The transcript is spliced from 15 exons.
GCAUUUUAUUUUUCUUAUGAGUGUUCCCUUUGUUUCCUCUGAUCACUCCUCAUAUCUCACAACUCCAUAAAUCCAUUACCCCACCAGCAUGAUGUCAUCAGUGUGUGCCUUUCACCCAUGAGCCGAAGAGCUGGCAACUGGAAAGUCAUCAAUAGCAGGUCCACGGCACAGGAAAAUGACAUCAUAGAUGAACGCAAGCUUGUGAUUGGAUAAUUUACACCAGGGAUGCCCAACCCUGCUCCUGGCAAUCGACUGUCCUGCAAAGUUUAGCUCAAAUCCUAUUCAAAUACACCUGAAGCAACUAAUUAAGGUCUUCAGGCUCACUUAAAAAUUAAAGGCAAGUGUGUUUGAUUAGUGUUGGAGCCAAACUUUGCAGGACAAUCGAUCGGCAGGAGCAGGGUUGGGCACCCCUGAUUUACACCAUUCAAGAAUACAUUGUCAUGCUCAGUAAAGUCAAAUAAGCAAUUUGAUCAAAUUAAAUCAAUAAAGUAUUUCAGUUUGCAAUGAAUAUCAAGAAAAAGCUUUUUAUAUAGAUUAAAGAAGAAAAAUCCAGGAUUUAAAACAUCUAGGACAACUGCACAUUAAGAGUGUCUCCGUUUUUCUCACCAUCCUAUUUGUUGCAGUUCUUGGCACAGUGAAUUCUUUUGGCAGGCAGACAGCAGCAGAACACCUACCAUCACUGUACAAGCACUUACACUUGAGCUGAGCAGCAAAAUGAAAGAUUCCACACAUGCAUCACUACCGCUGCUAGAUGCCUGGCAGAAGAGCUCAAUGGAAGAGUGAUGGGGAAAUACAUGAGGAAGUUCAGCAGCAGAGCACAUGCAGACACAUGCAGUCACUAAUACAGCCUGGAGUCAGAGCCAGUUGUCAUGGCAACCUUUAUAUAGGGAGGCGCCUUGGAAAUGGGGAGAGAUGAGGAGACAAGGUCAGGCUGUGACGAAGCAGCUCUGAUGAAGUGCACUCUGAUUGGCUGGCUUUGCUGGUAGGAGCCGCCCUCCUGAGUGUGAUACAACCUUGACUGUAGCGGUACAGUUUCCUUGCGCAACACUGCUGGCUUUUAGAGACACUGCAUUUUUCCCUUCAUCAUCUCUUGUUCUCUGACCUUGUGUGUGUAGAAUGUCUUGUGACGAGUCAGUGGCAGAUCGGUAGAUCGGUAGAUCGGGCUACCAUGCUGCUGGGAGAAUGGGUGGCCAUGGGUACAUGUAUGUGUGUGUGACCUCAGACGCCGGAGAGGAGAGGCUGCAGCUCAAGACUGAGGGAGACUGAGCAUGCAGAGGUUUGUGGAGGCUGAUUACUACGAGCUGGACUGGUAUUAUGAAGAGUGCACUGACGUUCUAUGUGCUGAUCGAGUGGGCCAGAUGACUAAGACAUAUAAUGAUAUAGAUGCUGUGACACGUCUCCUGGAGGAGAAAGAGCGGGAUUUGGAGUUGGCGGCUCGAAUUGGCCAGUCUCUGCUGAAAAAGAACAAAACCCUCAGUGAGAGGAACACCCUCCUGGAGGAGCAAGUGGAGCACAUACGAGAAGAGGUGUCUCAGCUGCGUCACGAUCUGUCGAUGAAGGAUGAACUUCUGCAGUUCUACACAAGUGUAGCUGAGGAGAGUGAUGGAGAGUCUGCUUCUACCACACCUAUUCGCACAAAUGACUCCUCUUUUACGGUCCCGAAUUACCUUCCUCUAGAUUCACUACAGAAGAAACUCUUUGACCUGGAGGAAGAGAACAUCGUCCUGCGAUCAGAGGCAAAUCACUUGGAGACCGAGACCAUCUCGUAUGAAGAGAAGGAACAACAGCUUGUAAAUGACUGUGUUAAAGAACUCAGAGAUGCCAACAUACAGAUCUCUACGAUUGCGGAGGAGCUGGCUAGGAAAACAGAGGACGCCUCUCGGCAGCAAGAGGAAAUCACACACCUCCUCUCUCAGAUCGUGGACCUGCAGAAAAAAGCUAAAUCCUAUGCACUAGAAAACGAAGAGCUCACCCAGCACCUGGGAGCUGCUAAAGAUGCCCAAAGAGCACUAACAGCAGAGCUAAGGGAGCUGGAGGAUAAGUAUGCUGAAUGUAUGGAGAUGCUUCAUGAAGCUCAGGAGGAACUGAAGAACUUCAGGAAUAAAACGCUGCCUCUAAGUACACCGCGACGAUUCCACUCUCUCAGCCUCUUCCCCAUGGACUCUUUAGCUGCAGAAAUUGAAGGAACCAUGAGAAAAGAGAUUCAUAUGUCUGAUCCAGACGUAGAGGAACAAAGGUUGCACCCUAAACGUGUCUUUGAGACAGUGCGUAACAUCAACCAGACUGUUCGGCAGCGUUCCAUGGGCCCAUCCCCCAUGAACAUCCCAGGGUCCAAUCAGACAUCCUGUAUGAAUUCCAGGCAUCCUAGUUGUCUGAGCACACCCCGUUCAAGCAUGUAUGGAGGGGACGGUGUUGAAAUGGACAACCGCACUAACAGUAUGCUAAUGGAAACCCUGUCACAUCAGGACAGCUCUGAUGACUCCAACAGAAAGCCUGGCAUGCCUGGCACACCCGGCUCUCGUGACCUGGAGGCAGCACUGCGUCGUCUUUCCCUUCGACGAGACAACUACAUUAGUGAGCAGCGUUUCUUUGAGGAGGAGAGAGAGCGUAAACUCAACGCCCUGGCAGAAGAGAAGAGCGAAUUGUACGAGGAGAGAGAUGGUGGGAGUGGCAGUGAAGACAGUGGCCCCCUCACUCCGGCAGAAAGCAUCAUGUCUCUGGGCACCCUGCACUCAGUUUACUCCAUCUACAGCACCCGAUCCUACCUGCCGGAGAAACUCCAGAUCGUCAAGCCACUGGAAGGUUCGGCCACUCUGCACGCAUGGCAGCAGCUCGCUCAGCCCCACCUGGGUGGCAUCCUGGAUAUGCGGCCGGGGGUUGUCACCAAGGGCUUUCGAACACUGGAGCUGGACCUGGAAGGGGUGUACCAAUUCACUGACCUGGAGGAAGAUGAGCCAGGACAGCAUUCCCCUGCCAUCUCUACCUCUUGCCUGGGCUCUCUGCCUUGUUCACCUGCUUUGCGACGACCUUUUGCCAACAAUCCUGAUAACCAGGAAGAGCAGCUCAGUAAAAAUGGAGGGAACCCUGGAGUGGGGUCAGACCAAAUGGAGGCUGUAGAGGAGGAGGUCUUAUCUGUUCAUUUCCCUGGUAAAUGUAUGUCUCACACCAGCUCCACAUACACCUUCACCACCUGCAGGAUCCUGCACCCUACAGAUGAACUCACCAGAGUCACACCCAGUCUUUUGUCAGGUCCCUCACUGGCUUCCUGUUUGAUGUCAAACAGCAGUCUGCGCUCCACCCCUGUGUCCACCCCCUGCACACCUCGUCGCCUCAGCCUGGCGGAGAGUUUCACCAACCUCCGCGACUCAACCAAGACCACCAGUACCUCUCUGGGACUAGUGCGCCUCCUACAGGAGAGAGGUAUAUCUGCUGCUGUCUAUAACCCUCUCAGUUGGGACCGGGUGGAUCGAGCCCCUCCACCAGACCCCAGUUCAUCACACACUGCCACCCCCACGCACACUGCCCUGGACACUCUCCCCUCCACCCCUCCGAACUCCCCCAGCAAAACCAAACCCACCAGUCAUGUGUUUCCUGUAGACUACAGCCCAUCAGACCCCCCGUAUGAAACCUUCCUGGCUUCACGGCCAGCCAGCUCAAUUCUGAAGGAAGUGCUGGAGGCAGACAAAAGGGCUCGGACAGACAUACAGUGUCAGACUGGAGUCAGUGUGCAGAACUUGAGACUGGUGGACAAGGUGAAGAAGUUUAGCCUGGCUCCCAGAACUUUGACCCCAGGGAUGGGAAGGCCGGGACCGCCAUUUGGAGCCCACGCUGUUGUAACUUCCCCUAUGGGGGGACUGCCAGUGCUGAACUCAGGGAUGAGAAGAAACCGCAGUUACCCAGCUAUGGUUGGGGCUAGUAUGGCUAUGAAGGGCCCGGGGCCUCCCAGUCGAACUAGCCUCAAUGAAAAGUGAAUGUUGCCUCUCUGUUGUCCCCUUUUGCUUUCAUUUAUUUGUAAUAUGCAUUGAUACAGUAUAUCAUCCCUGUGACAACUUGAGUGCCUGUUAUUAAGAUGAUAUUUGUAUAGAUUAUUUUGUUAUAACAGUUGCUAUGACAACCUAUUUUAUCUAUUUCUCUGUCCAUCUGACCACCAUUUAAGAACAAUUCAUUCAGCAUUGUCACAUACUGUAUCUUGGUAUAUUCCAAGCUUUUGUCAUUGUGUGAAAAAAAAAAACUAAUGGAAUUUGCACUUGCUAACUGCGAAAAAAUGUAGCUUAUGAACAGAGCAGAAAAUUCAUACCCCAAAAUUACUUUUAAUUUAAGCACUUUUUUUUAAUCUACUCAAGGAUAAAAGGAUAAGCAAGAAAGUGUAUUUUUUGUCAUUGUUAAUCUUCCAAUGUAACAUUUCAAAAUGGGUUCAUUUCGUGAUGCUAGCAAGAGCACUGAUAGCACCUUAAUGCUAAUGGUAGCCUAGACAAUGAAGUUAUGUAAUUUAUUAUUAAUUUUUAGGUCAGAAUUUACUUUUGAAUGGCCAUGUUGUAGCGCUUUAUAUCAGCCCCUAUGGUGUGCCAGAAAUUUGUAAAACAUGCUUUUAUUACAACAAAUACCUUCACAGAAUCCUUUUCCAUAUAGUCCAGCUAAUUAAAUAAAGACAGUGUAAUAUUAAUAGUCUAAAAAGGCUUAUUAAUGCAUUAUAUAAAAGUAAUUCUAGUGUAAUACCAGAGUUCAAUAUCGCGACUCUCAAUAGGCGCUGACAUGAAUUGGUGAUAAUUUGCACGUUAGCACAAACUCUGUGUUUUACAUCCUCAUAAGUCGACUGACUGAAAUACUUCAGAGAGAAACAGAGACCACGGGGCUGUGAAGGUGCUGCAUGGAGAAUUGCAGCAAGUUUGAACUUGAAACACAAUCGUGUUCAUGUUAAGUCAUCUUUUAAUGACGUUUUGUUGAGACCAACAUUAUAAGUGUGGAUGUACAUGGCAUUUGGAAUUGCAGUAUCAAAGG